AAAAAAGCCAAAUUAAGAUGUGGUUCCUGGUUGCAUUAUUAAGUCGUAAUCACCUUUGAGGCAAUGACGUGUAUGGUAGUUAGCCUCUUCGGACUAUGCUCUGUGACAUGUCAAUGGGAAUAUGAGUGGAAUUUUCUAUUAGCAACGCAUGUAAACAUCAUGAUCAAAAUAAUAAUGUCUGAUUCAGAAUGAGUUCUAUAGCCUGGACCUUUGCUGUAAAUGUCAGUGACUGUCUGAUCUAGUGGCUCAACUGUCAGGGUGUGGAUUGUACAAACUGGUCCAAGUUCUUCUGUCUUCUUCCCUAUGAUUGUAUUUGAUCAUCCACUCAUAGAUAUACGGCAGCAGCAGAGAUGGCCAAUAAUCCCUGGACUAGUGCACUCACCUUUUCUCAGGUUAUAGUUAGUCUUUUAAAAACUGUCAAUCAGUGGAUGAAGAAAGUGAAUCAAAGGCCAAAGUAAGUUUUAGUGUAAAUUACUGUCGUGCAAUGUCAGGCAGUCUGGUAGGGAUGACAUUGGUUUGUUUUAACCUUCACUGCUCCUUCCUCCAAUCAGUUUAUCAGGAAAAGAAACGUGCGACGGUGAGAUAGGAGUACCAGAUCAACAUUGGCCUACGCAUAGCCUGUGAUAUGAGUGUGAGUGGGUGGUUGUGCAUGUGUGUGUGUUGUGUGUGACCUGUCCAGGGGUGACAUUGUUGCUACCUUUUUACGCAGAUCGUGGCAUUUAAGCACGUGUGGUGUUUCUGCGCAUGUGUGUAUUGAAAGGGGGGGUUUAUGGUAUAAAAGGCCUUUCCACUAAAUGUUUCCUGUUUUUCACCAUUGUGUGUGUGUGUGUUUGCAUGUGUUUGUGUGUGAGAGAGAGCAAGAGAGACGGAGAGAGAGAGAGGGAGAAACGGAGUCUAUGUUUGGGACCGGACCGUAACGGAGAGCCAAAAUUUCUGUGGCAAAGAAAGGUCGAGUGGUCUGGACCUCCAUUGAUUUAGGAGAGCAGUCCCCUAUCACACCAGCAGCCAUGAGUAAAGCGGACUCUUACAACAUGUUCGAGAUGGAUGGAGAGAUGGACAAGAAGAAGUCAAAAAAGACGAAGAAAAAGGAGAGGAUGGAGGGCAUGAAGAAAGAAAUGGACAUUGACGACCACGAGAUUACAAUUGAAGAGCUGGAGAUGAGAUAUACCACGAAUGUUAACAAGGGCUUGACGACCACAUUUGCCCUGCAGGUCCUCGAGAGAGAUGGUCCUAAUGAGCUGAGGCCUCCCAAAGGAACCCCGGAGUAUGUGAAGUUUGCCCGGCAGCUGGCCGGAGGGCUGCAGUGUCUGAUGUGGGUCGCCGCCGUCAUCUGCUUCAUCGCCUUCGGAAUUGAACUGAGCAGAGGGAACCUCACCUGCUUUGACGAUCUUUACUUGGCCAUCGUGCUGAUCUCUGUCGUCGUGGUAACUGGAUGCUUUGGUUACUACCAAGAGUUCAAGAGUACAAACAUCAUUGCCAGCUUCAAGAAUCUGGUGCCACAGCAAGCUGUUGUGAUCCGUGAUGGCCAGAAAAACGAGAUCCAUGCCAACCAACUGGUGGUGGGAGAUUUGGUGGAAGUCAAAGGAGGAGACAGGGUCCCUGCUGAUAUUCGCAUCAUCACUAGUCAGGCCUGCAAAGUGGACAACUCCUCCUUGACAGGCGAGUCUGAACCUCAAACCAGGAGUCCAGAAUGUACUCAUGAGAAUCCACUGGAGACCAGAAACAUUGCUUUCUUCUCUACCACUAUUCUGGAAGGUGUAGCGACCGGUGUGAUUAUCAACACAGGUGAUCGUACCAUCAUCGGUCGGAUCGCCAGCUUGGCGAGCGGCGUCGGCAAUGAGAAGACGCCCAUCGCCAUAGAAAUCGAGCAUUUUGUGGACAUCAUCGCUGGUCUUGCGAUCUUCUUCGGGUUUACCUUCUUUGUGGUCGCCAUGUUUAUCGGAUACGCCUUCCUGGAAGCCACGAUCUUCUUCAUGGCUAUCGUGGUGGCUUAUGUGCCAGAGGGGCUCCUUGCCACCGUCACUGUAUGUCUGUCCCUGACGGCUAAACGACUCGCCAGGAAGAACUGUGUUGUGAAGAACCUGGAGGCUGUGGAGACAUUAGGCUCCACUUCCGUGAUCUGCUCUGAUAAGACGGGCACCCUGACCCAGAACAGGAUGACUGUGGCUCACCUUUGGUUUGACAACCAUAUCCACGCUGCUGACACCACUGAAGAUCAGUCAGGCCAAAGUUUCGACCAGUCAUCAGAGACAUGGCGAUCACUUGCGAGAGUGACUACCCUGUGCAACAGAGCGACAUUCAGACCUGAUCAGGAAGGAUUACCUAUUCCUAGGAGACUUGUGAUGGGCGAUGCGUCAGAGACGGCUCUGCUGAAGUUCACCGAGCUCACUGUGGGGAACACCAUGGACUACCGUAAUCGCUACAGGAAAGUGGUGGAAGUGCCCUUUAACUCCACCAACAAGUUCCAACUGUCUGUUCAUGAACUGGAGGAUCCACUGGACCUGCGCUACCUGCUGGUGAUGAAGGGAGCAGCAGAGCGGAUCUUAGAGCGCUGCUCCACUAUUCUGAUCAAAGGCCAGGAGCUGCCACUGGAUGAGCAGUGGAAAGAAGCUUUUCAGACUGCUUACAUGGACCUGGGAGGACUGGGAGAGCGAGUUCUGGGUUUCUGUCAUAUCUAUCUUAACGAGAAAGAGUUCCCCCGUGGUUAUAGCUUUGACCCCGAUGAGAUGAAUUUCACCACGUCGGGACUGUGCUUUGCUGGUCUCAUCUCGAUGAUUGACCCCCCGAGAGCCACCGUACCCGACGCAGUGAUGAAAUGUCGUACUGCUGGCAUCAGGGUCAUCAUGGUGACUGGAGACCAUCCAAUCACAGCGAGGGCAAUCGCAGCCAAUGUCGGCAUCAUCUCAGAAGGCAGCGAGACAGUGGAAGAUAUCGCCCAGAGGAAGCGCAUUCCUGUGGAACAAGUCAACAAGAGGGACGCCCGUGCUUGUGUGAUCAGCGGUGGUCAGCUGAAAGACAUGAGCAGUCAUGAGUUGGACGAAGCCCUGAAGAACCACCCUGAGAUGGUGUUUGCAAGAACCUCACCUCAGCAGAAACUGAUCAUUGUGGAGAGCUGUCAGCGUCUGGGCUCCAUCGUGGCUGUGACAGGUGAUGGAGUGAACGACUCGCCGGCUCUCAAGAAGGCCGACAUUGGCAUUGCCAUGGGGAUCGCCGGUUCAGAUGCUGCAAAGAACGCUGCCGACAUGAUCCUGCUGGACGACAACUUCGCUUCCAUCGUCACCGGAGUGGAGCAGGGCCGUCUUAUCUUUGACAACCUGAAGAAGUCUAUCGCCUACACGCUGACCAAAAAUAUUCCUGAGCUGACCCCAUAUCUGGUCUACAUCACCGUCAGCGUGCCUCUUCCUCUCGGCUGCAUCACUAUCCUCUUCAUUGAACUGGCCACGGACAUCUACCCAUCUGUCUCCCUGGCCUAUGAGAAAGCAGAGAGUGACAUCAUGCACCUGAAGCCCAGGAACCCUCGUCGUGAUCGGCUGGUAAACGAACCCCUGGCUGCCUACUCGUACUUUCAGAUAGGAGCCAUCCAGUCUUUUGCAGGUUUUACAGAUUAUUUCGCAGCGAUGGCCCAGGAGGGCUGGUUCCCACUCAUGUGUGUCGGCCUGCGUGCUCAGUGGGAGGACGUUCAUCUUCAGGACCUACAGGACGGCUAUGGGCAAGAAUGGACGUUCAGCCAGAGGUUGUACCAGCAGUACACCUGCUACACUGUAUUCUUUGUCAGUAUUGAGAUCUGUCAGAUCUCUGACGUGCUGAUCAGAAAGACUCGACGUCUGUCUGUGUUCCAGCAGGGCUUCUUCAGGAACCGUGUCCUGGUUUCUGCCAUCGUCUUCCAGCUGUUACUCGGUAAUCUGCUUUGUUACUGCCCGGGAAUGCCCAACAUCUUCAAUUUCAUGCCAAUCAGGGUCCAGUGGUGGUUUAUUCCAGUUCCAUUUGGUAUUUUAAUCUUUGUCUACGAUGAGAUCAGGAAACUAGGAGUCAGGAGAUGUCCAGGAAGUUGGUGGGAUCAGGAGUUAUACUACUGAGAGGCUCUUCCCUUCAUCCGUCCAGCCACAUGCAUGAGAGCAUCACUCCUAAACCGAAUGCUGCAGACCUGGAUGCUCUUACUCAAUUGACUUUUCAUCUAUAUCACUUUGUGAUCUAUGCAUUUAUAGAUUAUCCUUGUCUUUUAAUAUUAUUAUCUUAAUAUUCAUAUUCAAGAGCCUGACUGAAUUCUUUUAAAAGCUAAUCAAUGCUGAAAGUCAUUGUUGGAUAAUAAUUCUCACAGAUUCGUUGUGUCCCAGCUCUUUGACUGUGGCUGCCUUGUAUUUGUACUAAUAAAGAAUUUGGAGACCAAUGAUGACUUCAAACAAACAAAAGAAGAAAUAUUCUGAUUCUAUAUUGCUUCAUGCUGUUUUUGUCAAAGGUUGUAUUUUUACUCAACUUUAGAGUUUUUGUUUGAUUUUGAAUGUUAUGGAAUUUCAAAAAGUCCAACUUACUCAUGUUGCAGGAAAUCUGGCUUAAAGCCUCAUGUCUAAUUGAUAACAGCUCAAUUUGCAUGUGGAACUACAUAGAUUCAGUCAACCAAUGGACUGAAAUUAAGCAUAAGCCUGAAGGCAAUAAAUACUAAACAAACAGGAGUCGGAUCACACAGGCUCAUAAACAGAAUAAUACCUGAAAA
This is a messenger RNA of Platichthys flesus (European flounder), 4711 nucleotides long. RefSeq names its product potassium-transporting ATPase alpha chain 1. NCBI's taxonomy places the organism in Eukaryota, Metazoa, Chordata, Actinopteri, Pleuronectiformes, Pleuronectidae. Bases 1008 to 4076 code for a protein of 1022 amino acids. The transcript is spliced from 24 exons. The record is from RefSeq and is a predicted model, not a curated record. Gene Ontology annotation, biological process: potassium ion import across plasma membrane; intracellular sodium ion homeostasis; proton transmembrane transport. Gene Ontology annotation, molecular function: ATP hydrolysis activity; ATP binding; P-type sodium:potassium-exchanging transporter activity. Gene Ontology annotation, cellular component: membrane.